Spodoptera litura is the source of this 4461-nucleotide messenger RNA. It is a transcript of the gene par-1, whose product is annotated as par-1. Gene Ontology annotation, biological process: intracellular signal transduction; microtubule cytoskeleton organization; protein phosphorylation. Gene Ontology annotation, molecular function: tau-protein kinase activity; ATP binding. Gene Ontology annotation, cellular component: cytoplasm. Lineage: Eukaryota; Metazoa; Arthropoda; Insecta; Lepidoptera; Noctuidae. The record is from RefSeq and is a predicted model, not a curated record.
CGCCUGCGCACACUGCCACCUCAGUCUCCCCUCGGCACCCGCGCGGAGCGAACGUAUCGCACGUUUUAUUUUAUAAAAUAAAAAUCUCAGUGAUGUGACAUAUGAACGUGGAAUGUGUUUGUGAUAGUGAUUUAUUAUUUCAAACUGAUAACAGUUUCAGUUUGGCUAAUGUGAUAUAAGGUAUUUUUACAUGCUUACAAAAUUAAAAAUAGUACUUAAAGUGAUAUAACUGUGAUAGAAGUUUAAAUUAGUAUGCUCUAAAACCUAGUGAUAAUAUCAGUGAAAUGUCUUCUUACUAAAAUGGAGAGGAAACUGACACGUGAAGAUUUCAUGAGGAAAAGUUUUCGAGCACCGAAGGUGUCGCCCGCCCCAGAGGGACAGGAGCCUACUGUCAACGGAGCGCCACCACCAUCGCCGGUAUCUUUAGCCAUGUUGGAGAGAAACUCGCAACCACCACAAAGAACCCAGUACGAGAUAACAUCUUCGGGGAUAGCUCCCAAACGACUUGAAAUCAAUAGAGCUCAUCCUAUUCACCUCAAGUCAUUCCAAUCCUCCGAACCUCCAGACGACACUGCACCAAUGCCGCCUUCAGACGAUGUUCUACGAAAACUCGAACGCCAAAUUGGUGAAAUGGAGAGAGGUUUAGAGAAAAGGGCACAGAAUGGUUCUGUUGGUGUUGACGAAAGAGUCAGGUACGCUGAACAUGAGAACCUCUUACGUACUGGUGUAUCUUCAGUCGGAGGUGGAGGCUAUCUUCCAGCUGAUUCUGAUACAGAACACGACGUGGUGCCUUUCAAUAGAAACGAAAGCACCCGCAGCAGUACUGGUGGUGCUACUCCAGUACCGAGACCAGCCACUCGACUGGCCAGAACAAACUCUGAUACUCAACAGUCAGUCGCAGCUACUGCGAGGAUCAUGAAGAAAUUGGCUGAUGGUAAUAAAGAUGAAAAAUCUAAGGUUAUAUCCCGAAAAGCGAUACAAGCGAGGAUGGAGCGUGUCAAGAACUCUGUCACUGGAAAACACGAGCACAGGGUUCUGGCUGAGCAUAGGGUGGAUCCACCUUCUCCAAGGACACCGACGUCCCCUAUCUCUCCAAGGUCACAGAGUGCGUCGGAGUCGUCGGCGGGAGCGGGCGGCGGGGGCACAUCGGGCGGCAGCGCCCGGGUCUCGUCGCGCUCGCGGGCUUCAGAGGAACCACACAUUGGAAAGUACAAGCUAUUAAAGACAAUCGGUAAAGGCAACUUCGCUAAGGUGAAGCUAGCGAAACAUGUGCCGACCGGCAAGGAGGUCGCCAUCAAGAUCAUUGAUAAGACACAACUCAAUCCUGGAUCACUGCAGAAGCUGUUCAGAGAGGUCCGGAUAAUGAAGAUGCUGGACCAUCCGAACAUAGUGAAGCUGUUCCAGGUCAUAGAGACUGAGAAGACGUUGUACCUCGUCAUGGAGUACGCGUCAGGAGGCGAGGUGUUCGACUACCUCGUGCUCCACGGGCGCAUGAAGGAGAAGGAGGCGCGCGCCAAGUUCCGACAGAUCGUCUCCGCCGUACAGUACUGCCAUCAGAAGAGGAUCAUACACAGGGAUCUCAAGGCGGAGAAUCUCCUGUUGGACGGCGAGAUGAACAUAAAAAUUGCGGACUUUGGUUUCUCCAACGAGUUCACGCCGGGCGCCAAACUCGACACCUUCUGCGGCAGCCCGCCAUACGCCGCGCCUGAACUCUUCCAAGGCAAGAAAUACGACGGUCCCGAAGUGGACGUGUGGUCGCUGGGCGUGAUCCUGUACACGCUGGUGUCGGGCAGCCUGCCCUUCGACGGGUCCACGCUGCGUGAGCUGCGGGAGCGGGUCCUGCGCGGGAAGUAUAGAAUACCCUUCUACAUGUCAACGGACUGCGAGAAUCUUCUAAAGAAGUUCUUAGUCCUGAACCCUGCGAAGCGAGCCUCUUUGGAGAGCAUCAUGAGGGAUAAGUGGAUGAAUACCGGCUAUGAUGACGACGAGCUCCGGCCCUACGUGGAGCCCCAGCAGGACUUUAAGGACCAUAAUCGGAUAGAGGCGCUGGUGUGCGUGGGCUACAACCGACAAGAGAUCGAGUAUUCACUCGCUGAAGCGAAGUACGACGAUGUUUUCGCCACUUAUUUACUUCUUGGCAGAAAGAGCACGGACGUGAGUACGAAGCCGGAGUCGGACGGCAGUCGGUCGGGGUCGUCCCUGUCGCUGCGCACGGCCGCGGCCGGCGCCCAGCCGCCCGCCAACAACAACUCCGCCGCACACGCAGGCGCGGGCGCGGCGGGCGGGUCGCCGGCGCACCGCGGCGUGCAGCGCAGUAUCUCCGCGUCCGCGCGCCCCGCCGCCUCGCGCCGCGCCUCCUCCGGCGCCGAGGGGCUGCGCACGCAAGUGGGUACGACGACGACGGCAGCGAACAACACCACAUCAACGGCUACCACGACAACGUCCAAUUUUAAAAGACAGAAUACAAUUGACUCUGCAUCGAUCAAGGAGAACACGGCGCGGAUCGCUCAAAUGCAGGUACGAAAGGUGGCGAGCACGACGCGGCCCAGCAGCGCGGCCCCGAAGCUGGAGCCCCGGUCGCGCACGCUGACGGGCGGCGCGCGCCGGGCGCAGGCCUACGACGCGCCGCCGCCGCAGCCCCCCAAACUGUCGCCGCCACAUGACGCGCCCAGUGCCCCGGCGGCCGAGACUAAAAACGGCACGGGGAGUGCUACCAACGGGGCGACUUCUACCACGGGCACUACGGCCGGGGCGAAGACCCAUGUGAAAAGUGCGUCGAUAUCGUCCGCCAGUGGUGCUCCGCCCCUCGGGGCUGACGCUCAGCCCCACAACGCGUCCGCAAGGGACCUCGCGCAGCCGCGCCCGAGCCUGAACUCGCAAGUGUCGACUGGCGGUGGUGCGACGGGCGCGCGGAGGGAGUUCCCCAACCCCCUCGUGUUCCCCAGGAAUGUUCCCUCGCGGUCCACCUUCCACUCAGGUCAGAACCGCACGCGCGGUUCAAGCGGCGGCGCGUACGGUGACGGUGGCUCCCCGCACCAGGCGCGGCCAUCUUUCUUCUCCAAGCUGUCCUCACGGUUCUCCAAACGGUUGAAUCAGAAUCCUUGAAACGUCGGCGGGAGUGGACGUGCUGGGAAGAUUUAAAAUAAUAUUAAUUAUUAUAAAUAAAUUAUAGGGAAUUGUAUACAGUACCGAUUGCUCUAUCAGCCGGUCGUUGGCCCAUAGAGCUAGUAUAAUUAUUCAGUGUAUUAAUAAUAAUUACUAACAAAAUGUAUCUUUUAAUACUUGAUCUUAAUUAAUACUUUGAGUAUUGAAUGUGACUUGGUUUUUUUCUUCUUUUUUCUCUAUAUUGUAGAAAAUAUUUUCUUGAUAUUGAGGGCCUAUUUCACAAUGUCUUAUUAACGUCUUCGUUUAGUUAACAAUCGAUAAUUCGAAGCAUUUUCCAUAAGAAAAUUAUCAAAAUAUGUGUUUGUUGAAGUAACAUAAUUGCAACGUAAUCGGUCAUUGUGAAAUAAGUUCGUAUUAUUAUUGUUUUGAAUUUAUUGGAGAAUACAAUGGCGGUUUCUGUAUUAUACAACUACUUUAUAUUGCAUAUUACACAAGCUUUAAAAGACAACUUGUAGAAGAAUGAGAUGUAACCAAAAAAUAUCUUAUCAUCUUUUUUUUAUCAGAAGAACACAAAGGCUAGACAAACUUAAUUGCAUUUGUCUAGCUAUAAAGUGCUCUCAUUACCUGAACUGUCCUUGCUCAUUUCAAGAGCUGUUUCUGCGAAACAUUAUCGUCAGCCAUCUUGUUUUCCAGUAAAUUCCAAACCUAAACUACUGAAGACUGUUUGAAUAGAUACUCAAUACAAAAUAAUUAUUAAUGCACUGAAUAUAAUUAAAACAAGAUGUUGUUUGUAAGUGUUAAUAAUUUUUUUAUAUAAUUGGCGUAACCGUGAUGUUUCAAAGUUAAUAGUUUACAUAUAAAAUUAAAAAAAUGAAAAGAUUUGUAAUCAUUUAUUAUUUCGUCAUUAUGGAAAAGAUUAUAAUCGCGACGACUUCUGUCUACACGUUAUUUUAUUGAAAUUAUUCUGAAUUAUAAUAAUUUUUAAGUCUAAAAAAAUAGGUACUAAAAUUCUGUUUAAUUUUUGUUUAUUGAUGUGUUUAGUUAUGUGCUAAAAAUUCAGAUGUUGGUAGUGAAAUAAUGUAAAUAGAACUAAAGUAAGAGAUGGCUAGAGUCGACUUUGUAAGUAAUUCCUACUUAUUUCCAGAAACGCGAUGCUAUUACAAAACAAAAUGUAGCAUGCAUAUUAACAACACUGCACCUCUAUAGGUAUGUCUCGACAGUUUAGAAUAAUAUAACUAAGCGGUUGGUAGGACACUACGUAUAAAGUCGUUAAGGUUACCUUUAUAUACAUUAUAUACUGCCAACGCCUACACAAGGUGUAGUUUUGAAGCCGUGUGAUUUCUCGGGGGCAUGUCA